Sarcophilus harrisii (Tasmanian devil) is the source of this 10495-nucleotide messenger RNA. It is a transcript of the gene ADRA1A, whose product is annotated as adrenoceptor alpha 1A. Gene Ontology annotation, molecular function: alpha1-adrenergic receptor activity. The transcript is spliced from 4 exons. The record is from RefSeq and is a predicted model, not a curated record. Bases 1379 to 2506 code for a protein of 375 amino acids. Gene Ontology annotation, biological process: adenylate cyclase-activating adrenergic receptor signaling pathway; regulation of vasoconstriction; phospholipase C-activating G protein-coupled receptor signaling pathway. Lineage: Eukaryota; Metazoa; Chordata; Mammalia; Dasyuromorphia; Dasyuridae. Gene Ontology annotation, cellular component: membrane.
UUUUUUUUUUUUUUUUGUUUCAGUACUCAGCACACGGCGAGCUAAAGGAGAAAGUCCCUGCGCAGAAGCUCUGACUGGGCGAAAUAUUCCGCUUGCCGCAGAGUAAUACGGUAAAGGCAGGAGAUUACGGUACUCGCUGAGGGUAGCGCCUGUUACAUCAGCGGUAGCUGCAAAGUUCCUGCCUGCUUUGGGCUGCGAUCUCCCCGCCGGGUCUCCCGGUGUCACAGCCCUCGGGGAGUUCUGGGACGGGGUCCUCGCCUUCUUCCCGGCUUGCUUUUCUCUUUGCUCUGGCCCUGCCUUUGCCCCCGCGGCGGGAGCCCAUCCCGAGCCCGGAGCUGGCGGGAGCGGACCGCUGAGCCCUCGGGUUCCCGGGAGCCGGCUCCGUGGGGACGGGAAGCAGGUUCUCCCGGCGGCCAGAAGGAGGAGGCGGUGGCUGCGGCGGCUGGACAGGUCCACGACCGGCCCCCGGGAAGACGCUCCGACCGGCCGCCUCCCACCCCGAGCGUCCGCCGCUGCGCCCCGCGACCGCAGACUAGGAGGCUUUCAAACAGAGCGGAGCCCUCCGGCCCGGAGCCGCCGCGGCCAUCUCCCUCUUGUUCCUUCAGUCCCGGGAUCGGGGACAUGCCCUGAAGCCAGAGCCCUAGGAGGGGCGGCGGGGGAUUGGAGGGGCUGAUCCUUCACCUCCUUUUCCCUCCAGAUGAGUCCGGGAGACUUGCGGUCCCCGGGAAGAAGGAACUCGCCGGAAUCGAACUGUCCACACCCCUUGACCUUGACCUGGUGCCCUUGAGCCUGAGGCCUUGAAUUCGUGAAAGGUCUAGCCACUAACGCCCGCGGGGGAGAGAGGGCGGAGGGAGAUCGUGUUCAUUUGGUUUUCAAGGUUUUCUUUGACGAGAACCGGAACCUUGGGAGUUAGGCAGCGAAACCCCGACGAAUCUCCUGAGUUCAAUCCCCUCCCCCUCCAAACUCUUCCCAUUUCCCAAUCUCGAAAUGCCUUCCCCACGCUGAGAACUUCUUGCGGAAGAGAAGGCUCUGGGACUUCGGGGGUGCAGAGACUGACGAGUUAGACCCUGUCCUCCGGGCUCCGGCUGGGUGGGGCCUGGAGUGGAGGGGCUAGAGGCGGGGAUCCUGCCUUCUGACCAUGUCUCCCCAAACUGCUUUUUCCUUCCCUCCGCCUCGGGUGGAUUUCCGACGUCAGUCUGGUUUGCCUCUGACAGCCCAUGUCGUGGGUGUUCUCAGCCGAGCCGAGCCCACGCACUCCUAGGAGACUCGAGCUUCCCAUCCACUAUCCGUCUGACUAAGGAUCCCAUUCCUCUCGGGAUUCUCUCGGGACCCUCUAGAAGAAGAGCUGGGAUUUGGGCCAGGUGGUGUCCCGGGGACCAUGGUGUUUCUCCCUGAGAAUGCCUCCGACAGCUCCAACUGCACCCAUGCCCAGGAGCCAGUGAAUAUCUCCAAGGCCAUUCUGCUGGGUGUGAUCUUGGGAGGGCUCAUCCUUUUCGGGGUGCUGGGAAACAUCCUGGUGAUUCUCUCGGUAGCCUGCCACCGGCACCUGCAAUCUGUCACCCAUUACUACAUCGUCAACUUAGCCGUGGCUGACCUACUCCUCACCUCCACGGUGCUGCCCUUCUCGGCCAUUUUGGAGAUCCUGGGCUACUGGGCUUUCGGCAGGAUUUUCUGCAACAUCUGGGCCGCUGUCGAUGUCCUGUGCUGCACUGCCUCCAUCAUGGGCCUGUGCAUCAUCUCCAUCGACAGGUACAUCGGGGUCAGCUACCCCCUGCGCUACCCCACCAUCGUCACCCAGAAAAGAGGUCUCUUGGCCCUGAUGUGUGUCUGGGCCCUGUCCCUGACCAUCUCCAUCGGACCUCUCUUUGGCUGGAAAGAGCAGCCCCCGGAGGAUGAGACUAUCUGCCAGAUCACCGAAGAGCCGGGCUACGUGCUCUUCUCAGCCCUGGGCUCCUUCUACAUCCCCUUGGCCAUCAUCCUGGUGAUGUACUGUCGGGUGUACGUGGUGGCCAGGAGGGAAAGCAAGGGCCUCAAACACGGCCUGAAGACUGACAAGUCGGACUCGGAACAGGUGACUCUCAGAAUCCAUCGUAAAAACGCUCCCUCAGCCAGCAGCUCGGGCUCCAGCUCCAAGAACAAGACACACUUCUCCGUGAGGCUUCUCAAGUUUUCCAGGGAGAAGAAGGCCGCAAAGACCCUGGGCAUCGUGGUGGGCUGCUUCAUUCUCUGCUGGCUUCCUUUCUUCUUAGUGAUGCCCAUUGGGUCUUUCUUCCCUGAAUCCAAGCCCUCGGAUACUGUUUUUAAAAUAGCCUUUUGGCUCGGAUACUUAAACAGCUGCAUCAACCCCAUCAUCUAUCCCUGCUCCAGUCAAGAGUUUAAAAAGGCGUUUCAGAAUGUCCUGAGAGUCCAGUGUCUCCGAAGAAGGCAAUCCACAAAACAUGUCAUUGGCUAUACUCUCAACCCACCCAGCCACGCCAUAGAACAGCACAAGGAUUUGGACUUUUAACUCUGAAAACACCUUCAAACAGCUCCAGCCGGAGCCAUUGAGGACACUCUAUGCAUCUGUUCCUUGCCCACAAACUUGGUCAUGGAGCAAGGCUGAUCUCAGCCUGUUUUGACUCCCAUCUUCAUAAACAAUGUUGGCUAUGAGCCCUGUGGCCCUCCAGAGCCUCUGCAAGAUGGGUGAGUGGAGAUCACAGUUUGCAAUUUUGCUGAUGGGGGUGGAAGAGCCACUGGCCACAGAGGCACAUGGUAACUGAGUUAAGCUUCCUACAGAGAAUACUCAAGCUGUCUGCAGAUGCUCAGCUCACCUCUCUCCUCUUCAUGUUCCCAGAAGCUCACUUGAUAAGGGAUGGCAAUCACAUAAAAAAGCCUUGUCUACACAACACAGGGAAGCUGUCCCACAAUGUUCUCUGCUCCUGAAGCAUGGAUAACUGGUACUGGUGAUACCAAAGUUGCUAUUAGAUUAAAGUGGCCAGCAAAGAUGGGGCUUUUUGUUUUCCUCACACUCAUCUCUGACAUUUGUUCAAAGUUGGGUAGCUGAAUAAUGUUUUCACUGCCUCUUAGAUCCAGGACAGGUGAUGAGAUGAAUGAGAAAAAUAAUUCUCUCGUUAUAGCAUGAUCAGGCAUUCUAUUGCUCACCUUGUGUAGUGUUGUGUAUUAAAAAAUGAGGGGAAUCAUCACUAAGAUAGACAAAGAACAAUAAAUCAAAAAAAUAAAUAAAUAAAAAGAAUCCAGGAUUAAAUAUACACCAUAUCUGGGAAAUGAAAGAACGAUAGAUUCAUAAAUUUAGAGCCUAGUGGUCAUCGAGUUUAAUGUCAUCAUUUAAAGUUAAGGAAACUAAAGCAUGAAGGGCCUUUACCAUGUAUAUGGCUCAACUAUGACCCAAAGCCGUAAAUGUAGUAAGAGUCAGAACCAGGAUUUGAACCUAGACAACAUGGAACAGAACAAAGAAUACUAGUUGGAGAGACAGCGUACCAGGAUUCCAUUCUCAGCUCAUCCACUUACUCUCUGGAUGGCUUUGGACAAACUCCUGAAGCUGGAUUUCUUCAACUGUAAGAUAAGGACAUUGCACUUGGGGACCACUAAGAUAUCUUCUAACUCUAAAUCUAUGGCCCUCUAUUAUCCUAAGGUGCUGGAAUAUUAAUGAGCCAUUAAAACUAUACAAGUCCAUCGCAACAUAACAGUAUGGUACAAUUGAAUGGAAUAUAAUACAAUGAAGAGACAAGGCAAAUUUGAAUCUGUGAAAGUAGAAGAAAAGGCAGAAAACCCUGAUGCCUGAGCUCAUUAUUUUAAGACAUUAGCCAUUAUUUUCAUGGCUCUCCCUAAUUAAUAGGAAUACAGAUCUAGAAUUGUGAGAAAUUUUAGAGGCAAGCCAACCAGUUCAUAGAAACACAACACAUCAGAGCUUAGAGGGACCUCAGAGUUGAUACAAUAUGACCUCCUCAUUUGAGGUAGGAUGGAACUCGGGCCAAGAGAGAAGUCCCUGUUCCUCCAAUGAGGGACUGAGCCAGAAGUUUGAAGGGUCUGUUAACAAUUUGUAGGCCAAUCUUCUUCCUUGACUGCAAGACAACCUAUUUUCUCUGCAGAAAUCCCUAGUUCCCCCCUUCAUCCCCAUCAUAAUGCAUGUCAGACUGAUUUACCAACUAAUGUCUACUAUUCAAAGCUUGGACACUGAGCCCACUUCUUUAUAACCUCACGGAAUCUUCUUCUGUUUUGUCCUGCCCUCUCUUUUGCCCUAUUUACUCCUCUUUACUUCCAUGAAAAGAGCUGAUUUCUCUGAUAAAUCACCUUCUUAAUCAUUUUUAUUCAAAGAAUUUUAUUAAGUUCCGAUUAUAUGCAAAGUUUUGUGAUAAAUACUUGGGACAGCAAGGCAAAAAAAUUGUUUACCCCUAAAAUGCAAUAAUUUGAAUGUCAUCUUUCCCAUUAGGAUGUGAGCUCCUUGAGAGCAAGAAGCUUUCUGUUUUUGCCUUUCUUUUUCGGCGCCUGGCCCAGAGGAAGUGCUUAAUAAAUGCGUCUUAAUUGUCUGAAGCUCUCCUGCUUUCAAGAAGCUCACAGUCUACUGAGACAUGGAAGUGGUGAGACAAAAUAUGUACAGAGAAGGAAACGUAAAGCAUUUGAGGGGGGAAAAGGGAUGUCAAAAGGAAUUGUUCUAGGAAGGUUUCAGGGACAGCCGAGAUGAGCCUGGGACAGAGAUCAUUCUUAAAGGAAGACAUGUUCUAGCCAGGGGGAAUCCACAGAAGCAGUUCACGGAAGAGCCAGAAGUCCAAUUUUACUGGACCAUGAAGGAAAGAAGUGGAAGAUAAGCAUCGGAACACAGGAUGAAGACUUAUCAUAUAGUAGGUUUGGGAUAUCGAGCUACAGAAUUCAUAUUUAAUGCCAGAAGGAAAGGAGAGUCAGAGAAAGUUUUUGAGCCAGAGAGUGAGAUCGAAUGUGUACAUUAGGAAAGUUGUUUUAGAAAUCAUGCAAAGAACAAGGGGAUGGAGACACUAUAGAAAGAAGGGCAGGUUAUUAAUCCAGGAAAAGAUGGUGAGGGUCGUACUAGGGUGGUGACAUCAGGAGCAGAGAGGAAGAACUGGAGAUAAAAAGUAUAAGGAGGACUCUGUGACUGGUCAGGCAGAGGCAGGGAGCAGUCAUUCUGAGAGAUCUGAAAGAACCAAAAUAUUUAGUUCAAAAUGUUUAAUUCAAAAUAUAUUCUUUGACAAAUUUAUUCAUUUAGGUCCCAGAACUUUAGUAGCCAUCAGAUCCAGUCCAUAUAUUAAAAAGAAUGUUAUAGAGACUAUACCUGACAGAUAGUCAUUCAAUUCUUGCCCUGAGACUUCCAGGAAGGGAGGACAUACUCCACAUGCAUGCACACACAGAGAUACACACACACAGAGAUACACACACACACACACACACACACACACACACACCCCAAGGUAAUUUUUAGAAAUCUCUGCUUUUCCUGGGAUCAAGUUAAAUGCUUCUUCUCCAUAGCUUCUCCUCCCUGCUCCUAUUUCUACCCUCUGGGACCAAGUGGAAUAAUCUAAUCUGAUUGUUCUGAUACAUACAAAUCUUAAUUUAAGACUGUACUUUAAGACAAUUGUCAAAUCUUCUCAUUGUAAAUAUCCUCGGUUCAUUCAAGUGACACUCCUAUGACUUAGUCUCUGGAUUCUUCACUGUCUGGCUUUCCUUCCUCUGGAGGCUCUCUUACCUAAUCAGAGUCAAAUCAACCCAAGUUCACAGAGCUCAGUCUUAUGAUAUACAUCUCUCAAGACCUCAAUUGUAGCCUCAGGUUUCUCCAGUUUUGAUUUUCAAAUCAUAAAGUCAUAGAACAAUUCAUUUAGACAGAAAGGGGCCCAUAGGAGCAAUCAAAUGAAACUCUUUUAUCUUACAGGUGAGAAUACUGAGGCACAGCGAAGUCAUUUGACUUGCCCAGGAUUGCACACAUAUUACAUAUCUGAGACAAGUCUCGUAGGACCAUAGAUCUAGAACUAGAAGAACCAUUUAGAACUUGAAAACCAUGGAGACCAUCAAGCCAAGUCCCUCCUUUUAUAGAGCGACUUGUCCAGGACUACACAAUUAAUGUCUUAGAGGGGAUCUGAAUUCAGGUCUUCUUCCUCCAGCACUCUAUUCCCUGUACCACUAAGUUCCAGACUUUACACAAGCAAUGGUAUGACCUGAGUAUGGCUAUAUGCCAAGCUCAUCGUGGUCCAAUCUAACUAUGGACACCGAGUCACAUUCUUUGGCUAUCUUCUUGCCCCAACCUUUUCCAUACAGUCUGCUCCUAACUCUGGUUCUUACACUUGUUUUAAGCCAUGAGUAAAUCUGGGGCAUGGAUUUCAUGUUCCACUUCAGCUUUGUAUAAACAUGUUCUAUUCAUAUCAAUCAUCUUUUCAGUUUCUAGGAAGAAAACGGCUAGCUUGUUGCAGGAUUUCAUUGGUCAUCCUUGACACAGAGAAAAAAAAUUAAAAAAUUAAAUGCUUUGGACAAUCAUAGACAUUAGAGAACAGAAUUGGGAGUCCAAGGAUUUGGGGAAAUGCCUUCCCCCAACUCUGGUCCUUAGUUUUUAUCUAUAAAAUUAAGAGUUUGGACUACAGGAUCUAUAAAAUCACCACAGCUCUAAACCUAUGAUAUGUGAUCAAUGAUUAAUGUUAAUUCCACAGGAGCAUUUUCAUUGAAAUAUGAAUGUACUUCAUCAUGAAUGUAAGUUCCUCAUGGUAGGGAUUGUUUCAUUUUUUUGUAUUUGUAUCCUUAGCACCCUAGUGCCUAGAAUAUGAUAAGUAUUUCAUAAAUAAUUAUUGAUGAAUAGAUUUAUUUUGGACCUGAAUAAAUACAGAUUUGCCUUAUAGCUUUGCACUUACAAACACAGAUAAAUAAGAGAGUGGGAAAUUUUAUGUAAUUCUUCUAAGAUCAUGUUGUUGUUUUUUUAAUUUGCAGCCAUAUAACACAAAAACUUGACAUUAGACAUAUUUUCACUCAUUAUUGAAAUUCUUACACAGUUUCCCAUGAUUUUCUCUAUUCUUCUGUUGUGGCCCACAUCACGACCCACCUGAAAUGAACAGCCAACCUAGAAUCACUAAUGUACUGACUCAAUUAGUUGUUCAUCCAACUGGAUGCUAUAAUCUGGUCAAUAUGCACUUUUCAUCCAUUUUAUUUUUUCCAUUAUGAAUGACUUUGCUGACUUACAUCAUUUGAAUAUGAAUUGGGUACUUCGUGAAAGAAUGAUUCUGUUUCUUAAAAGGGAUAAAUGUUUGUCCCACUCAGAUUUCCUCUGGUUUAUCUCAUGCUAAACAAAAGUAUAAUUCAGUAUGUCAUGAUAAACUGAAGCAUAAAGUAUACAUUUUAAGAGUAAUUUGAUUUCUCCAGCCUCACCAAAAAAAGUUGAGAAGAAUCUUACUUUUAUGGAACUGUUUUUAUUUUUGCUAGACUCAUAAUUUCAUUGUUUUGGAAGCUAAUUCUACCAAAGCUGAUUGGUACCCCUACUGCAACUAUAGUUCACUUUUCUGGGACACUGUUAGGUCAAGUGUAGACAGAACUAUUCAAGAAAAUGCCUAGUGCAUGAAGUUAAAAAUAUAUCAUAGGUUAAUAGACUCAGAUCCAGAAGACAUAAUAGAAGUCAUCCUGUCCAACUCCCUCACGUUACAUCUCAGAAAUUGAAGUUCACAAAGAUGGCUUUCCCAAAGUCACACAGCUAUCAUGUCAGAAUAAAGUCAGCUCACACUUCCUCUGUCAUGGGGAUGAUGAGGAGAGAGAAAUCUCAUUUGGUGUUAAUUGAUUUCUCAAGUUCGUGGCAAGAACUUAUGCCCAAGAAAUUGAGUUCAUUCAUUUGUUGAUUUUGAGCAAAAAGGAUUCCAUGAUAUUCUUAUUCCAGCAAAAUUGUUUUAUUUGCUGUUCCCAAUAUACAACAUUUCAUUUCUUUCCUCUGUGUCUUUGCAACUCCCCAUAUCUGGAGUUCCCUCCCUUUUCACCUAUGCUUCUUGGAGCUAAUAACUCACAGUAAGUUUCAUAUUGAAUAACACCUCUUCGACAAGAUUUUUCCCAGCCUCCUCAGUUGUACCAAACUUGUGAUCAUGUUGAAUUGAUUUAUCUGUAUGCUUCUUGUCUUCCUUCAAUAAAAGGCCAGCUCCUUGAGGUCAGGAAUUAUUUUAUUUUUGCCUUUGUUUCCUCCAGAGUCUAGUACAGCACCCGAUAUGUGGUAGAUGCUUAAUUGAAUUACUUAUUGAAUUUAACUGAAUCUAAACUCUAUUUCUCCUCUAGUUCUAACACAAUGUUCUGAACCAAGUAGGUGCUUAAUACCCAUGCACAGUGUUCUGCACCGAGUAGGUGCUUAAUAAAUGCACUUGUCAAGCACUAUUAAAUUUAAACAAAUCAUCACAUCAAGAGGUACAAUGUAGUAGAGUUUAAAAAAAAUCUUCUAGUUUGGUUGAUCACUAGCUUUGUAAUUUGAGGCAAGUCACUGGACCUUAAAGAGUUUUAUUUUUCUCAAGUCUAAAAUGAGGGGAUUCAUCUAGGUGUCCUGUGUGGUCCUUUACAGCUUCGAGUCUAGGUGCCAUCUAACUUUCAAAUGAAGGCUCUCUUUAAAAAGGAAACUUUGCUUUGGAUCCAAUCCCAUGUCCAUUGUCCCGAUCUGAAUUUUGAUCCGUGUCUAAAUGAAUGAGUUAAUGAGCACUUGCAAAAACAAACAUGCAAAAGCCAAGAACAGGUUUCAGGAUCUAAUUGUUCAUAUUCUUGGAGACGUAACACAGUGUAACAGUCUCUCUCUAUUGUGUUCUCAUGCUUACACAACUUUCCUUUCCACAGUCCAGAUUCUAAUUUCUCUCCACCAUCCUCCCUUGCAAAGUUCACAGAUACAGGAAAUGCAACCGCAGAAACACCAACACCUGCCAAGGGAAACUGUCAAGACAAAUGGCUGCCUCUCAGCCCCAGGAUUUGGCACAGUAAACUAGCUCCAUCACCAAUUCUUCCCCAAGCACACACAGCUCUCCCUUCUUUCCCAUUUUACCUUCUAUCCAAGGCUGAACCUUUAAAGGGCCAGUGGAUGACAAAUCUAGGCCCCUUUUGUUUAUGCCAUUGGAAAUCUUGGGCCUCAGAAGCCUUUUUCUUCAGUUCUCUUUAUAUUGAAAAAAGUAAUUCAGUUUCUUUUCUGCUAACUCAUCAUGUAAAUAAACAUGCGUGAGCAACUAAUCCAUAGCCAACAGCCAAUGCUUUGUGAGGCAUUAACAAGCCGGUGUUGUUCUCCGUGAUGCAGUGUUAUUUUAAAAACAACAGUAACUGAGAAGGGCUGAGAAAUGGGUGGUGUCUUUUAAUCCAUUUUUUAAAUGCUGGCUUUAGAUAAUAAUUAAAUCUCUGUACUUCUGAAGAAGAGCUUAAACUUUGGCACUAAAAGUUGGAUGAUGUUCAACUUAUGUUAUGUCAAGGGGAUUUACAGCUGAGAAGGAUGACUCAUUAUGUGUAAGAGUAGCCACAAGCCUUGAAUGGUACUUCAAAAAAAAAUUCUAAGGGAAAGGUUUUACUAGUGUCAACUAGUAACUGAUAGGAUUCUGCUUAUUCCUCCUAGCAUGGUAUACGUUCCACCCCAAGUAAAGGUUCAUUACAUCCUUGUGAAAUUAUAGCUCUGGUUCAAUAGCAUGCGACAAUCCUCCUCGAAGCAUGAGUCUGAGCUCGUUUCCCAGCUGGCUGCCCCUCUUCUGCUUGUUUUCUAAUAAAAGUUACCCAGGAUACAUACUCUAUGUAGUAUCCAGAACAGAUAGGUACUGUGUGGGGCUGCCCAUCAGAUAGAGUGGUCUCCCACAUAACCCUUAACAUAAGCUCAAUAAAGCUCCACCCCCAUUCCCUGUGAAAUUUCCACCAAUGGACCAGCCAUCCACGAUUCAUCCUCAUCCUCUUCUAGCUUUGGGUAUUUGAUCAUUUCUGUACAUGAGAUUUUGAGUGGAUGGUACCUUUUGGUCUUUUUAUUUUGUGAAAAAAAAAAUAUAUAUAUAUGUAUAUAUCUCUUUCCUAAAUAUUGUGGCAAUGUGGGUUGUGUUGUAUAUGCUGUCACAGACUGAAUGCUCAUGUUCCCGAUAGGUCUGUUCAUGAGCUUGACUUGCAUCCUGCCUUGCAAAAAUAUCUGUCUACUUGAAUCAGCUGCAGUAUUUUGCAUUGACACCCAAGCUGAAAAUGGCUUUUAAGACGUUUUAUUCUCAUGGAAUGGACUAUCUUUGAACCAUGAUGUUUAAAUGUUUCUGAAUUUUCCAAACACCAUUUUUAUAAAACCAUUGAAAAAAAAUCAUGCUGGUCAUUUUUCUUGAAUUAAAUGAAUGUAUAAAUUAAUUAAUAAGCUGACAAGUAAAUUAUUGGGGGAGGGAUGUGCUUUGUGGCCAUGCGAUUCAUUCAUGUUUUAAGGGAGUUGUUCUAUUUGUUUCAAUGAUGUAAUUCAAAUUAUAAGUAUUUACACUCCUAUCAAUACAGCAACAUAUUUAUGUCUUGUUCAAUAUUGAAAUGUGUCCUCUAAUAAAAUAUUUUAAAUGUC